Messenger RNA from Protobothrops mucrosquamatus (brown spotted pit viper), 1791 nucleotides. RefSeq names its product zinc finger and SCAN domain-containing protein 22-like. The record is from RefSeq and is a predicted model, not a curated record. The transcript has 3 exons. Bases 1 to 1791 code for a protein of 596 amino acids. Gene Ontology annotation, molecular function: RNA polymerase II cis-regulatory region sequence-specific DNA binding; DNA-binding transcription factor activity, RNA polymerase II-specific. Gene Ontology annotation, biological process: regulation of transcription by RNA polymerase II. NCBI's taxonomy places the organism in Eukaryota, Metazoa, Chordata, Lepidosauria, Squamata, Viperidae.
AUGGAUGAGCAGGAAGCCACAGGACCUGGUGCUUGGGAAAGGAUGGAGGGUCUUCCCAAAGCCCCAAUGGCUGCACAGAUGAGCGGCUCUGAAGAGCUUCUGAUGGAGGCCCCACCGCAUCAUGUGAAGCAGGAACCCACCGAAGGUUUGCAAGACCUCUGGGAGACCCAAUGGCAGGAGUUCCUCAGGACCCUGCAGGCACCAGACUUGGAGUGUGGGACUUCUCAGAUGUCCGAACGGCUCACUCCCUGGGAAGAUGCCAGAGUCUUCUUGGCCUCCUUUGAACAAGUGGCAACUGCUUGCCGAUGGCCUCGGGACAAGUGGGUGACCUUUCUCCGGCCAGCCCUGAGCGGAGAGGCCGAGCAAGCCUUCAGCGGCCUCCACGCUCAAGAGAAGGCAAACUACGAGAAGGUGAAGGCAGCCAUCUUGGAAGAAGAGGCCGCCGCCCGGGAGAAACAGCGGCAGCACUUCCGACGGCUUCGCUACCAGGAUACGGAAGGGCCGAGAGGCAUUUAUGGGCAACUACGAGAGCUCGGCUGCCGGUGGCUGAAAAUUGAGAGACACACCAAGGAUGAGAUCUUGGAACUGCUGGUCCUGGAGCAGUUUCUCAGCAUCCUGCCGGUGGACAUGCAAAUUUGGGUCAGGGAACGGAAACCUGGUAGUUGCACCCAGGCGGUAGCCAUGGCUGAGGACUUCCUGUUGAAGCAGGAAGAGGCUGAGAAAUUGGAACCAAAGGUGCCACCUUCAGAGGAGGCUAUGGAACCUUCUGAGACAGGACAAGCUCUGGAUUGCUGGGCUGCCCAGCUCAGCAGAGACAGCAAGGAAGGCGAGAGCAAGGAGGCAACGUGGCUGAGUGAUGAGCAGGUGUGGGGGAAAGAGACAAACUCCAUUCAUCCCAAAGGAGAAGAACAAACAGAUCCCAAGGACGUUUCUCUGGAAACCAACAAGGAUUUCCAAUACUGUAAGAACGGUGCAACUUUGGACGAUCCGAGCGAAAGCGGGAAUGUGCCAGAAAUGGGUCAUGAGAAGGGGGUGGACCCCACUAUUUUCUGUGUUGAUGAUCUGGGUGGUGCACCAGAACAGCAGAGGUUCCUGGGCGGCGAGGUGCAGCACACCAAAUUGGACCACAGAGGGAACUUUGGACAACGCUCGGAUCUUCUCCCACAUCAGAGUACAGACAUGGCCGAGGAAUCAUAUUCAUCUUCAGAGGCCAGUAGCAGUUUGAUGUCAACCCAGGCCUUUAUAAUCCAGCGGGGAGUUUACACGGGUCCGGGAAGCACAAAAUGCCCCCACUGCGAUCAGUGCUUCAACUCUGCUUCAAGUUUGAAGGAGCAUUUGAGCAUCCAUGGUGGAGAGUCUUCGUUUAACUGCCGUUAUUGUGGAAGAAACUUUGGAUCCCGUUCAAUCUUACGAGAGCAUCUCCGUGCGCACGCGGGAGAGAGGCCGCACCGAUGCCCGGACUGCGGAAAGAGUUUCAACAAGAAACACUACUUGACCAUCCACGAGAGGCUGCACAGCGGAGAGAAACCGUACAAAUGCGUUCACUGCGGAAAAAGCUUUCCGGAAAGAUCCCGGCUUCUCAUCCACGAGCGGAUCCACACGGGCGAGAAUCCCUUUGUUUGCUUCGAGUGCGGGAAGGGCUUCAACCAGAAGGGGAAUCUCAUGACCCACAUAAGGCUGCAUACGGGAGAGAAACCUUACAAAUGUGCUCUCUGCGAGAAGCGGUUUAGCCAAAAGGCGGGCCUUAGCGCUCACGAGAAAACCCACAUAGGCCUGAAAAGAACAUUUUAA